GAGGCAGGUUGAUGCGAUGGACGCGUCUGUGGGCGACGAGGCUUCGAUGCCAGUUGCAUCAACUCGGAGCGAAUCCCCUGCAGCAGCGUCAUCGCCGAUGAAGGUGGCAUCGCAGCUGUCAGAUGUGCCUCGGACUGCGCAGACUCGGUCCGUAUCAGCGCAGGACGUCGUGGCGUGUGAUUCCACCAACGACGGUCCUUCCCACGUCCUCAAGAACGUUCGCGGGUUUUACCAAGUCAAGAACGAAGACGACUUGCUGCAGUGUAUGGAGGGUCUCAGUGCGCUGUUCAGCCGAGCCGUCGAGUUGGAAACGGAUGGGGGCACUCCAUCAACCCCCGUCAAGCCACCAAAGCCUCACCCGUCCCCCGCACGCCGACCCAAGACUGCAACACCCUGUGCGCUAACUCCACGAAGCGCCCAGCAAAAGGAAUACUUCGACCAGGCGAUCGAGAUUCUGAACGGUCCCCCACGGCAACUCACGCAACUCCUGCAGACGCCAGCAAUACAAGCCGCCAUGAACGCGACCGGCAUCGUCGCGGACGAGUUCCAGCGCAAGACGAUCGACGACUUUACAAAGGAGAAAAACCGGGCGUGGUUGGUGCCGGCCGACAUUGCGAGUUUGCGAUUCAAGCACUACGAAAAGACACGCAAGAACAACUUGGCGCUGCUGUUGCAAGUCGCGGCGGACGGCGUCCAUGACGUGGACGAAGCGUGCGACAGCGGCGUUUGCGACUACUCGAGGGAGCUCGCCCACGAACACAAGUUGCUCGAAGCCAUGAUCAAGGGACGGCUCAAGUACGAGAAGAUCUUGGAGAAAGAAGCGGCCAAGAUUAGCAAGAAGCGGGCGCAGUACUUGGUUGUAGAUAACGGCGUGGUUUUACAACGGCCAGGCGAGUCGGAAUCGAUGGCGCUGCGCCAGCAAAUGCAGGCUGAAAAAGCGGAGCAGAAUCGCGUCAAGAUGGAAAGAGUGCAGCGCCAGCGUGAGCUGCUUGAAGCGACUCGACAGCAAAACGCAGACGCGAGGCGAAGGUUUGAAAAGUCCAAACACGAAAGCUCGGCACGCGAAAAGGAGGCGUCGGCAAAAGACAAGCGCAUGCGCGACGACGACCGGCAGAAGAAGCGCCAGCAAGUGUUGAAUGACGCCAGAGCGAACGACGUCCAGCGCCGCAAAACGAUCCAGGCCGUUCUCGACGACAAGGAGGAUGCGCUGCGGGAGAAGCGCGUGGCCAUUCAACACCAUAACUUGAUCCAAAAAGAGUCGAAGCGCCUGAUGGUCCAGGAGCGUGAAGCGAACGUGUGGCAUCUCAAGAAUGUCCAAGCGUUCAAGAGGAAGCAGGCGGCGCGGAAAAUCCAGGCCAACUAUCGGCGUAUCGACAACCUGAACGUAAGCCGGUUGCAUGCGCCGCCGGGUGCCAUGUCGCCCGUAGGAGGUCAAGCAAGCCAUCGUUGCGGAGCGGAAUCGCAUCCACAAACUCGCCAGCAUCCGCUACAGCCAUUGCAAAGACCUGAGCGAACAGAUUCGCCAGACUCCCGGACCGGGCGAGUACAGCCCCCUGCUCCACACGCGCACGAGCGGCGGCAUGUGGAGCCCGCUGCCGAAGGGACCGACCGACGUCCACCGCCUCCAUGCAACCCCCGUACAGACCAAUUCCUAAGCACCGGGUGACGACGGAGGUAGGGGCCUGGCGCGUACGACGACCUCGAUACGCUCGAGCACGCGAUGAAAACUUCCGGCACGACGUUUGCAAAGAGCCGCCUGCUCCACUCGCUGCAGGCACAGCUUGGCCCCGGCCCGGGGCAGUACAUGAGCGCCGUCAAGAGCUCUACCUUCAACGGAAACAACGCGCCGCUGUUUUCCAACUCGAAUGUGGCGUCGCCGUUCGAGCUCGCGCUGCGUCGCGCUGCCGAGCUGCCUGCUCCUUGCGACUACUCCCCCAGCACAUUUCCCCGCGACGUGGCGCCGACGACCGUCGACUUUAAGCGGGCACUACACACCAUGACAACGUCGUUCGUGCUCGCGUCCAAGUCGAAACACGACAUCAUGAUCGACACCGACAUCAACGCGUUGGAGCAAUCAUCGCGCGACCGCUAACGCCAAUGUACUCUCGAUCGAAUCGCG
Aphanomyces invadans is the source of this 2119-nucleotide messenger RNA. RefSeq lists its product as hypothetical. NCBI's taxonomy places the organism in Eukaryota, Oomycota, Saprolegniomycetes, Saprolegniales, Verrucalvaceae. Bases 17 to 1666 code for a protein of 549 amino acids. The transcript is spliced from 12 exons. The record is from RefSeq and is a predicted model, not a curated record.